Molecule: messenger RNA, 1840 nt
Organism: Hyposmocoma kahamanoa
Lineage: Eukaryota; Metazoa; Arthropoda; Insecta; Lepidoptera; Cosmopterigidae
Gene: Upf3
Product: regulator of nonsense transcripts 3B-like
Exons: 6
Coding region: 1-1527 (508 amino acids)
Biological process (GO): positive regulation of translation; nuclear-transcribed mRNA catabolic process, nonsense-mediated decay
Cellular component (GO): cytoplasm; nucleolus
Molecular function (GO): mRNA binding
Source: RefSeq, a predicted model, not a curated record
AUGACUGAGGAUCAAGAUGCCAAGGACACUCAGUCAGAUUCAGGUAGUAAAACAUUUGUUAACAAGAGCAAGGAUAAGAAAACGAAGGCACAGCGGCCACUGACCAAAAUUAUUCUGCGAAGGUUGCCGCCUGCUAUGACGGAGGAAGCGUUCCUGGAGCAAGUGUCACCGAUUCCAGAGCAUGACUAUUUUUACUUCGCUAAACCAGAUCGCUCACUCGGAAAUAAUCUGUAUUCGAGGGCUUACAUAAAUUUUGUGAACGUGGAUGAUAUUUACCUAUUCAGAAACAAAUUUGACGGAUAUAUUUUCUUAGAUGAAAAAGGUUUGGAGUAUGUUGGCAUAGUGGAAUAUGCACCAUUUCAAAGGAUCCCCAAAAAGAAAAAGAAGAAGGACCCCAAAUGUGGUACAAUUGAGAGUGAUCCAGUUUACCAGGACUUUUUGGAGAAGCUGAAUAAGGAUCAGGAGGCAGACAGCCAGCCCAAGCUUGAAUAUUCAUAUCCCAUCAAUGAUGCUAAUGACAAAAAAGUGCAAUCAACUCCACUGUUAGAAUACUUGGCUGCCCGCAAGCAGGACAAAAGGGGCAGAGAUGAGCGUCGCCGUAGAGAGAAUGAUAAGAGAAAAAUGAGGAUUGAGAGGAAAUCUAAAGACUUGACUAUAAAGGAAGAAGAAGCAGGAGAAAAUGAAGUUAAGAAGAUUAAAUCAAGAGAAUGGGAAAAAGAAAAGUCUAGUGAACCAAAAGAUGAUCAAAUAAAGUCUGAUGCUAAAGAUGGAACAGUUUUUGAGUCCAAAACGUACAGGGAACAACGUAAACUUAACACUAACGUAGUAACAGAUAAGAAGAAAAAAGAUGACAAAAAAGAAACCAUUAUUAGAGAUGACGACCUAACAGAUGACAAGAAGCGGGAAAAAUUCAAAGAGUCGCCACGCGAGCAAAAGAGUAAAAAAUAUAGUGACACAAGAAAGGAAAGAAUCAAACAGACAGAGUUUACGAAAUCAGAUAAACAGUCAGUAAUAAGUAAAAUAAUAUCAGCAGAAGCUAAAACAAAGUCACUGAAUCAUGAUGAUAUCAAACCAUUCACUCAACUGCCGCAAGUGAAAACUGACGAUUUGAGUAAAAUUAUUGAGGGGAUGGAUAAAAAGGCCAAGAUUGAAUCAGAAGCUUAUUCUGAAUUAAAAAAAGAAUUAAAGGAUUUCAUUGACGAAACAUCAGACAAAAAAAACGAAAUUAAGGAGAGGAGAAGCAGUCUUGAGUCUGGAGGGGAACUGUCAGUGAAAGAGGAGGGUAUAUUGGUACGACAAAAGUCUCUCGAUGAAAGGGGCAACUCCAUAGACAGAGAAGGUUCAGAGGAGAAAGAAAAAGGCGAUAGUUCUGAUAGGCGCACAGAAAGAAGAAUUAGGAAUAAGGACCGCCCCAGCCUAGUAAUCUAUCAACCAGGCAUGGGGAAAUUUAGUAAGCAACGCCUCGCGAAGGAAGCAACGCCGUCCACUACCAAGCCUGUUAGCGAUAGUGAAAAGAAAGACACCUGAGAAACCCAUAACUUUCCACAAACUUGGACAACAUUCAACGGAACCAACCUGAAGCUGGCAUUCAUAACGUGUCCUUGCAGACAAAGUAGAAGGAGGGCAUAGAACCCGCCAACUGAGGGAAACCACUGCCCGUGUUUAGUCAAGGCUGUCGUUCUAUUGGUUUGUUAAUUUACCUGCAAUUUAGUUGAGUUGGAGAUGUUUUGUCAUAAUGAAAAUCAGCAUAGCAAUCAAUAAUGCUUCAUAUUUUAGCUUGUGAUCAAUAUAGUUCAGUUUGUUUAAUUUCAUUUAAAUAUAAUUCGUUUUAAAAUGGGAU